Molecule: messenger RNA, 1620 nt
Organism: Colletotrichum orchidophilum
Lineage: Eukaryota; Fungi; Ascomycota; Sordariomycetes; Glomerellales; Glomerellaceae
Exons: 2
Coding region: 1-1620 (539 amino acids)
Biological process (GO): transmembrane transport; carbohydrate transport
Cellular component (GO): membrane
Molecular function (GO): carbohydrate:proton symporter activity
Source: RefSeq, a predicted model, not a curated record
AUGGAUACCAAAUCAGCAGAGGCGGCAACAGUCGUCGCUCACGACCACAUCGAGAAGCUCGCACCUGCAGACGAAGUCGCCGUGUCCAAGGCCACUGAGAAGCAAGAUUUGACACCCAAGCAACAAUAUCAGCGUCUCUUGACAAACCUCAAGCAAGACAAGCGAUAUGUCUUUUGGGCCCUGUACGUUAUGUCCCUCGUCUUCGGAUGGGGUUACGAUUCUGGACUCUCCGGCGCCGCCAUCGCCUUCCCCGAGUUCCGAAAAGCCUACGGAGAUUACUACCAGGUGGGAGACCAAUAUGUUAUUCCCGCCCUCUGGCAAUCUCUCUGGAACGCGGCCAGCACCAUCGGUCAGGUCUUUGGAGCCUUCCUGACCGGCCAAUUCGCCGACAUCGUUGGCCGAAGAGCCGUUCUCUGGACAGCCGUUGGACUGUCCCUCUCCUCCUCGUUUGCGCUCGUGUUCGCUCCAAGCUUACCAGUCCUCUUUGUCUCCAAACUCCUCCUUGGGUUUUCAGUCGGCCUAUCAACCGUCACACCUCCUCUCUACGUUACUGAAAAUGCGCCCCCAGCUCUCCGAAGCUCCCUCAGCUCGUUAACCAACGUCAUCAUCGUUCUUGGAUUCUUCCUCUCUUCCAUCACCGCUUGGGGUUCUUCCAAGAUUGACGGCCAAUGGAGCUAUCGCCUAGCGUUUGCCAUGACUUUCCUCGUCCCGACGCUCUUCAUGAUUGUUCUGCCGUGGCUGCCCGAGUCUCCGGUAUGGUAUGUCAAGAAGAGUAGAGAUGACGACGCACGCAAGGCAAUCUUCAGGCUCUACGGCAAGAAUGUCGACGUUGAGGAGAGGCUCAGCUUCAUCAAGUCCGAGCUCGAGCUUGCGGCGGGAGAAGCCAAUAUGGCCAAGCAAACAAGCUGGAGGGCAAUUUUCUCCAAAGAGCACCGCUUUCGGACUCUAGUUGCGGUUCUCGGAUUGCAGUCGCAGAACUUCUCUGGCGGCUACUUCGCAAACACAUACCAAACCUACUACUUCGAACUCAUCGGCCAGUCAGAUCCAUUCGGACUUACUGCGAUCUCCUCCACUCUCCAAUUCCUUUCGAACUGCGUCGCAGUCACAGUUUCCGAUGUUCUCCCUCGCCGAAAGUCCCUGAUUGGCGGCGGCGCAUUCCUGUGCUGCUGGUCAAUCAUCAUCGGCGGCACGUCUCUCGCUGGAACCGCCAACUACUCGGCAAACAUGGCUCUUCUCGCAUUCAUGAUCACAUGGUCAAUGCUAUACACCGCGACAGUGGGGUGCUUUGGUUGGGCCGUCGCUCAAGAGACGGCUUCGCAAGCCACAAGACCAAAGACCAUUGCGUUCAGUCUCGUGUGCCAGCAGCUCACAGCCCUUUUGCUGUCAUCGGUAUUCCCCUUCUUCAUCAACCCUGAUCAGCUGAACUGGGGCGGCAAGAUCAUGUUCCUCUUUGUCGGCGCUGAGGUGUUUGUUCUCGGGCUUCUCUUCUUCUUCCAACCCGAGACGAAGAACAGAACCUACCAGGAUAUCGAUCACAUGUACGCUCAGGGAAUUCCGGCGAGGAAGUUUAGCGACUACGUUGUGGUUGAUGGAGUGGCUGUCAAGAAGUCCACUUCGUAA